AUGUUUGGCCAAAACAGCGGCAGCGGCGGCGGCUUCGGCGGCGGCGGCGGCGGCUUCGGCGGCGGCGGCUUCGGCGCCGGCGCCGGGGCGAACCCGAACGCGACGCCCUGGUCGCCGAACACGCCCUUCGGCGGCGGCGGCGCGCCCGCGCCCGCGCAGACUCCUUUUGGCGGCGGCGGCGCGUCCUUCGGCGGCGCGGCGACGCCCUUCGGCGGCGGCGCCGCGGCCGCGACGCCCUUCGGCGGCGCCGCCGCGAGCGCCGCGCCCGCGUUCGGCGCCGCGGCCCCGGCGGCGACGCCCUUCGGCGGCGGCGGAUCGUCGUUCGGCGGCUCCGGCGGCGGCGCGGCGACGUUCGGCUCGCCGGCGGCGUCGACGCCCUUCGGCGGCGGCGGCGCGCCGGCCGCGUCGUCGACCUUUGGCGGCGGGUCGGGCGGCGCGUCGUCGUCCUUCGGCGGCGGCGCGAGCGGCGGCUUCGGAGGCGGCGGCGGCGCCUUCGGCGGCGGGAGCGGUACCUUCGGCGGCAGCGGCGCCGCGAGCACGACGAGCAGCACGCCGUUCGGAGGCGGCGGGAGCAGCACCUUCGGCGGCGGCGGGAGCAGCACCUUCGGCGGCGGCGUGGGCGCGUCCGGCGGCGCGCCGUUCGGAGGCGGCGCGAGCACCUUCGGCGGCGGCGGCGGAAGCGGCACCUUCGGCGGCGGCGCGAGCACGACGAGCAGCACGCCCUUUGGAGGCGGCGCGAGCAGCACCUUCGGCGGCGGCGGCGCGAGCACGACGAGCGGCGCUCCCUUAGGCGGCGGCGGGGCCGGCUCGAGCGGCGCCUUCGGAGGCGGCGGCGGCGCGAGCAGCGCCUUCGGCGGCGGCGGCGGCGCGAGCAGCACCUUCGGCGGCGGCGGCGCGUUCGGCGGCGGCGACGCCGGCGCCGCGAAGAAGGGCGCGCCGAGCGCGUUCGGCGGCGGCGGCGCGUUCGGCGGCGACAAGGAGUCGAAGAAGGGCGGCGGCAAGGCCGCCGCAGCCAAGACGCCGUUCAAGGCCGGCGGCGGCGCGGAGCGGGGCCGGUCGCGGGAGCGCGGCGGCCGCGGCGCGGGCGCCGGCGCGCGCGACGGCAGCGGCGGCCGCGGCGGCGGCGACCGGGCCGGGUCGUCGUCGUCCGCGUCGGUCAAGGUCUCGGGCCUGCCCCUCGACGUCGGCGAGGACGCCCUGCGCGCGACCUUCGGCGCCUUCGGCGCCGUCAAGUCGACGCGCGUCGCGCGCCAGGCGUCGACGGGCCACAGCCGCGGGACCGGUUUCGUGAACUUCGAGAGCGCCGACGCGGCGCGCGAGGCCGCGGCGGCGCUCGACGGCACGGACGCCUUCCACAAGGGCAAGGCCAUCCACUGCGCGCUCCAGGCCGCGCGGCCCGCGCCCGACGCCGGCGGCAAGGGCGCGCCGGGCGGCAAGGGCGGCAAGGGCGCGGCGUCGGCGGGCAAGGGCGCGCCGGCGGCCGCCGGCGGCCUCUUCUGCGUCAAGGUCGCGGGCCUCGGGUCCGAGCUGACCGACGAGGCCUUCAGCGCCGCCGUCGCGCCUUUGGAGGGCCUGCGGUCCGUGCGCGUGCUCCGGGACCCGCGCGGCGCCGCGCUCUACGGCUACGCGAACUUUGGGUCGCGCAAAGAGGCCGACGCCGCGUGCCGCGAGCUCAAGCGGUCCGCGGCCUUUGGCGGCACGCCCAUCUGCACGGUCAAGGAGAGCCGCGAGAAGCCGUCCGACGCCGGCCGGAGCCUGUCGCCGCCCAAGGCCGCGCCGAGGCCCGCGGCGCCGAAGAAGGCCGCCGCGGGCCCGCCGCGCGCGGUCCUCGUCGCCAAGGGCGCGCCCAAGGACGAGCGGUCCCUCAAGUCCGUCUUCGAGUCCUUCGGCGCCGUCGAAUCCUGCCACGUGUCCGAGGCGGCGACCUACGUGCUCUUCGAGGACGCGGACGCGGCCGCGCUCGCCGCGCGCGAGAUGUCCGGCAUCGACGCGUUCAUGGCCGGCGCGCUCGAGUGCGCCGUCGGCGCGCCGCCGGGCGCGAACGCCCCCGCGAAGGCGCCCCAGUUCGCCGGCGCCAAGGUCUGGACGCGCGAGGCGGCGCCGCCGCCGAAGGAGGCGCCGAAGCCAAAGCCCGCGGAGCGCGCGGACCUGAAGGCGCGGAACGCGGAGCGCUUCGCCGCGCACGACAUCUCGAAAACGCCCGCGCGGCCCCGGAGCCCGCGGAGCCGGAGCCCGGCCAAAAUCGUCCAGCAGGAGGCCGGCGCCGCGGACGAUCUGGUCGGCGCGUGCCUCCAGUUCUGCCCCCAGGACGAGAUCGACGAGCGCGUCCGCUUCAAGGAGCUCGACAAGUACGAGAAGCCGCCGGGCCACGAGGCCAUGGACGACGACGAGCUCGCGCGGCGGGCGAUCCCCUACGCCAUGAAGAAGUACAAGCGCUCCGCCGCGGGCGACGUCCAGUCCGUGCCCGAGAUCGUGAGGCCGCCGGACGUGCUCUUCGCGGCGUUCGAGCACCUCGCGGCCCACGUCAUCGACGACGCGGCGCCGGGCGACUCCGAGGACGACCAGAUGACGCGCUACAUCUUCCUCUGGAACCGCUUCCGCGCCAUCCGCAAGGACUUCAUCCUGCAAAACUACACGACGGGCGGCAACGUCGACGCGCGCGUCGUCCGCGUCUUCGAGGGCAUGGCGCGCUACUUCAUCGGCAUCGAGCAGCAGCUCUCGGGCCACCCGGAGUGGCGCGAGGGCAUCGCCCACGGCAAGCACAACGCCGAGAGCCUGUCGGAGACGCUGUCCGCGCUCCUCGCGUUCUACGAGAUGGGCAAGCACGCGGCCGACGCGGGCGACGUGCUCCGCAACGAGCCCGAGUUCACGCAGUACUGGCUCAUCUAUUUCCUGGACCAGGAGCAGGGCGCCGAGGCGGGCCGGCUGCUGACGGUGCUCGCGCUGAAGCGGCCCCUGCUCCGCGAGUCCGACGCUGUGCGGCGCGCCGCGGAGAUCAAGCGCUGCCGCGAGGAGCGCAACUACGCGCGCUUCUUCGGGCUCGUGCGCGAGGCGCCCUACCUCGUGCGCUGCCUCGCCGUCGCCCAGUACGCCGACGGCAUGCGUCUGGACGCGCUCGAGGUCAUGGGCAAGGCCUACGUCAAGUCGGAGCCGUACCCCGCGGGCGAGCUCGCCGACCUGCUGUGCCUCUCGGGGCCCGAGGAGGCGCGGCGGCGCGCCGUGGACUACGGCUACAGCGUCGACGCCCAGGGCGACGUCCUCUUCGCGGCGACGGGCGCCGACGUCGACCUGGACGCGUUCGGCGACGGCGGCGGCUCGAAACGAGCGCCGCUCUUCGGAGCCCAGGACCUCGGCGCGGCCGUGCGCACGCCGCGGGGCGAGGCGGACCCGGAGGCCGCGGCGAAGGAGCGCGAAAUGCUCGCCGCGCGCGAGGCCGCGCGGCGCGAGGCCGCGGAGCAGGCCGCGCGCGACGCCGACGCGGCGCGGAAGAAGGCCGCGGCGGACGCCGAGGAGGCGCGGCUCCGGCGCGAGCUCGUCGCCAAGCAGGAGGCCGCCGCCGCCGAGGCCGCGCGCCAGCGCGAGGCCGCGCGCCUCGCCGCGGAGCAGGCCGCCGCCGAGAAGGCCGCCGCGGAGAAGGCCGCGGCCGAGGAGGCCGCGCGGGUGAGAGCGUUGGAGGAAGAGGCCCGGCGGCGCCGCGAGGAGGCCGAGGCGCGGCGCCGAGCCGCCGAGCAGGCCGCCGCCGAGGAGGCCGCGCGCCGCGAGGCCGCGCGCCUCGCGCUCAUCGAGGAGCGGCGCAGGAGGACGGCCGAGGCCGAGGCGCGCGCGGAGGCGCGCGCGGCGGAGGCGCGCGACGCGCGGAACGCCGCGGCGGCCGCGCGGCACCACGCGGUCGCGACGUUCCGGCGCCUCGUGCGCCGCUGCGCCGCGAGGAAGCGCGGCCGCGCCGCGGACGCGAGGAAGCGCGCCGCGGUCUACCUGCGGCUCUGGCGGUAUCGCGCGGCCGCGAGGCACGCGGCGCGGCUCCGCUACCUGCGCGUGCUCCAGUCCUUUUCGCGCUGGCGCGACACGGCCCUGGCCCCGUCGCCCUUCCCGGACUACGCCGCGCGCGCGCCGCCGACCGCGGCGGCGCGCUCGACGUCGCCGGCGCCGCGGUUCGCGGCGUUCCGCGACCUCGGCGCGGCCGCGGAGCGCGCGACGAGCGACCUCGCGGACACGCUCGCGCGCCUCUGCCGGCCGCGCGUCGACGCGCGCCGGGCCGUCGCGGCGGCGGCGCCUCCGGGCCCGUCGGCCUGGGCGCUGGCGCUCGUGGGCGCCGCGGGCGACGGCCUGCUCGACGCCGUCGCGGCCGCGCUCGACGACGGCGGCCCCCGGAAGCGGGCGCGGGACUGCGAGGUCACGGUGCUGCGUUUCGAUAGCGUGGCCGCGGCGCCGCUCCCCGCCGUCGACGGGUUGCUGGUCGUCGCGUCGAAAGACCGCGCGGAGGACGCGGCCGCGGUCCUCGACGCGCACUUCAUCGGCCGGGAAGCUAUGGCGCCCUGCGCCGUGCUCCACGACGGCGCCGACGGCCCGCCGGCGCCGCUCCUCGACGAGCUCCGGGGCCGCGUCGGCGCGUGCUCGCACGCGGCGACGGCGAAGCGGUCGAUGGCGCUCGGAGGCGACGUGGCCCGGUGCCUCGCGUUCCUCGCGGCGCGAAGACCGCCGCGGCCCCUGGCGCCGCCGGCGACCCGGGCCGUCGCGGCGCGCGUCGUCGCGACGCCGCCGAAGCGGCCCGACGUCGCGGCGAUCAAGCGCGCGCGCGCGGCGCUCGCGCUCGCGAACGCGCGGCCCGCGCCGGCGCCGGCGGAGGGGCCCGCGAAGCGCUCCCGCAUCGACCGCGCCGUCGUCGCCGAGGCCCAGGCGAGCGACGACUUCUCGUCCUGGCUCGCGGGGGUCGUGGGGGGGGACGCCUAA
Molecule: messenger RNA, 4950 nt
Organism: Aureococcus anophagefferens
Lineage: Eukaryota; Pelagophyceae; Pelagomonadales; Pelagomonadaceae
Exons: 1
Coding region: 1-4950 (1649 amino acids)
Biological process (GO): mRNA export from nucleus
Cellular component (GO): nucleus; cytoplasm; transcription export complex 2
Molecular function (GO): RNA binding
Source: RefSeq, a predicted model, not a curated record